CGACGCGUAACGCGGACGUGUGAAAAACGCCUACUCAAAAAUUUCGGUGCAGUGUAUUCAGAAAAGUUAGAAUUUCUCGUAGCCGAACUCGCACUCAACUCAACCACUGCUUUAGCCUGUUUUUGUUGAGUGACAGGUCUGGGGAAAUAUACAGAUUUUUAUUUACAAGAAGUACUACAAAAAGAGAUCACCAUGUCUUUCGCAGGACUUAAAAAGCAGUUCAAUAAGGCCAAUCAGUAUAUGAGUGAGAAGAUUGGUGGGGCAGAGAAGACAAAGCUAGAUGAAGAGUUUGUGGAGAUGGAACGGAAAGUUGAUGUCACAUGUCAUACAGUUGAUGACUUGAUGACGAAAACAGUGGAAUAUCUACAGCCUAACCCAGUUUCAAGAACAAUGACUAAGUUCAGAGGCCAGAACAAAGGAGUGAAAAGUUUACAACCUGUCGGCCUAUUAGGAGAAGUGAUGGUCAAGAAUGGUAAAGAUCUCGGAGACGACUCCUCAUUCGGUUCAGCCAUGGUAGACAUGGGAGAGUCAUUUAGACAGCUCUCCGAGGUUAAAGACGCCUUUGAUUUAAACGUCAAACAGAACUUCCUUGAUCCCAUGGAUCAUCUUAAAAACAAAGACUUAAAAGAAAUUAAUCACCAUCGUAAGAAGUUAGAAGGAAGACGGCUCGACUUUGAUUACAAGAAAAAGAAGCAAGCGAAAGGUUUAUCUGGGUUGGUCGCUGGCAGUUCAGUCCCAGAGGAAGAAAUUCAAAUGGCAGAAGAGAAAUUUGCUGAAUCCCAAGACUUGGCUGAGAAUGGGAUGAAGAAUUUACUAGAAAGUGAUGUUGAACAAGUGUUACAGCUACAGGCACUGGCAGAAGCACAGCUUGAGUUUCAUAGGCAGUCAACAGAGGUCCUGGAAAACCUUCUCUCAACACUUAAUGAUAGAGUAAAUGAAGCGGCGAAUCGACCGAAGAGUGAACGGAAACCAAGGAGUACGUAUGACUCUUACUCGAACAGGAACUCAGGAUCUGCUGAUGAAACAGAUACUUACUCCACGGGCGUUGACUACAACGCACCAGUCGUGACAUCUAAGAAAGAGCAAUGUAAAGCAUUAUACGAUUUUGAGGCUGAGAACGAGGGUGAACUGGGCUUUGCAGAGGGUGAUAUCAUCGAGGUCGUUAGUAAAAUAGAUGAGAACUGGAUAGAGGGUGAGCUGAACGGAGUGAAAGGCUACUUCCCUGCUAACUACGUAGACCUACUCUAGCUUAGCGUGUUUUGUACCAACUAAAUCAUAAUUGUCUACAGUGUAUUUAGGAUCAUGAAGCCAUGUUUGGAAAGCACUUUUCAUUGGCUACUAUCCUAGUCAUUUCACUUUUGACGGUGAGUUAAUUGACACUUGGGUUGCGUCCGACCAGCCGAAAAUUAUAAAGUCUUUAACAAUCUAGUAGCUCCAAUGAGCAAACUUGUAGAUUAGAUUCACUUCCUGUUGUACACUGGAGGAAAAAACUUGGAUGUUCUCAAUGAAAACUUAGACACUUUUUUUGUGUGUCUUUUUACACUGAGAGAAAAAUUACUGAACGACUAGACCAAAACGGACACUACUAAAGGGUAAAUCAGUAGUUGUCAAACAUGUCACCAAGUGCUUACAUGAAGCUGCUCAUCAGUUGACCCCAAAUCUAUUUAUGAGCCACGAGAUGUUUUAUAAAGUUUGAACCAUCCAAUGUGAAGCUGCCCCUCCAUCUAGCUGUCUGCUGUGUUUAUUAAUUCACACUGGACCUAUCGACCCUCUAGGCCAUGCUUGAAAGUAUGAAUAAAUUGUGUACAAAAAUGCAACAAGAAUUCUAGACAAAGAAUGAGGAAUAUUGCAAUGUCCCAACACUGUCCGAACAGUCCUCAAACAAAUAGUGCCAUCCCCUAAAAAUAAUAAUAAAACAAAAAUGGUUUAUUUUGUGUUGCUAUGCAUUUUGUAACACCUGUGAACUAUUUAUAAUCUUAGAAUUAGUUUUGCUAAUGGAAUACUAAAAAUAACAUCAAAAAAUGUCUGGAAUGUGGAAUAUGCACAUGCAAAGCCAAAAGUACCCUGUUAACCUCUGAAGUACGCUUGACGGAGGCGCGGAAUGCCCUGCUUCUUUCAGCGCCGAUUCUUUGCUUACAGUAAGCAGAGCCAUGAAAUUUUGCCCUAUUUGCUAUAAUCUGCGGCAAGUUAAUAUUCCUUUUGAUGCGCUUAUGGAGUAGAAAGUCCCGCUGAUGGGAACUCCUUAAGUGCAUGUUUUAGUAAUUUGGCCCCUGUUUUUUACAGGAAUUGUUAAUUUCAUGAAAUUGUGACCCCCUUCACUCACCAAUGGGUGAUCCUAACGGCCAGUGGUCUCAAUAUUGUUCAAUACCGUGUAUUGCAUACUCACUCCGUUAUAUAUUGCAUAUCGAGACUACAUUAUUCUUAAUAUAAGGUAAACAUUAAAUGAAGUGACAAUUUUCUAACCUUUUUCUACCUGGUAUAGGGUUUGGUUUGGGUUAACUGAUUUUAAAAUUGAAAAUAAUUGCUUAAAGAUUCAUUUCCACGGUUAUGACUCCUCAAUAUUGUCCUUUUUAAAUGUAUUUUUAAUCUCUGCUCGAAACAAUGAAUUCAAGAUGAAUAAUAAAUGUUUUAUUUUUAUUUUUUGUUGUGUUUGAAUUAGAAUUAGUGUAAAAUAUAACCUAUUUUUGUAAAGACUAUAAUAAGUUAAAUUUCUCCAUAAACAUUAGAUUUGUUGAGAAGAAUCAAUCUCUAAAUGAGUUUCUAAAUCUAUUAAUUUUCUUUAAUUUGAGGCAGGCACCUCUUUCAUUGUAAAGAGAGGUACAACAUUGGUAUACUUUGAAAUUUUCCAGGGCUUGAGUUCUCAAAGAGCUAAGAUUGAUCUCAACUGGGAAUCAAUCUAUAAAGACACUGGACACUAUUGGUAAUUGUCAA
This is a messenger RNA of Asterias rubens (European starfish), 2931 nucleotides long. Its product is annotated as endophilin-A2-like. The record is from RefSeq and is a predicted model, not a curated record. Gene Ontology annotation, cellular component: cytoplasm. The coding region runs from base 193 to 1248 and encodes 351 amino acids. The transcript has 12 exons. Gene Ontology annotation, molecular function: protein binding. Lineage: Eukaryota; Metazoa; Echinodermata; Asteroidea; Forcipulatida; Asteriidae.